UUAAUUCCCUGAAAAUUAUCAUAAAAAAUAUAGUUUUUAUAAAUUAAACCACAAAAAUUGCGAAAUAAAAAACCAACUUCGAAAUGUCUUACUUACUGCAAAAUAUUAAGACAUCCAGUGUGCUACAAGCUGUUAAAGCCAUCAGCUAUAAUCAAACACAACAGUCUCAGCUUUUACACACGACACCGGUGUGCAAUGAAAUACGAAAGUUGGCCCGUUUGCGUGUGGUGGACAAUAGUGAUUUGGGCAAAAGAGCCAUGGCCGAGGGACGCCCUCCACGCUGCAUACAUGUGUAUAAUAAACGUGGCAUUGGCCUUAUAGGCGACAAGGUGUUGGUAGCCAUUAAGGGUCAGAUGAAGAAGGGCAUACUGGUGGGCUUAAAGCAAAAACAAAGGCCUAAAAUUCCCAAAUUCGAUAGCAAUAACUUGGUGCUGAUCGAUGAUAACGGCACACCGCUAGGCACUAGAAUACAUGUACCAGUGCCCACCAUAUUGCGUACAGUGCUUAAGGAGAAAACCCAAGCAAAGGGUGCUGAUUACACCAAAGUGCUGGCCAUAGCAAGUAGAUUUAUUUAAAAUGUUUAAAAAAGUUUUUUGUUUGAAUAAAAUUUAUUGUUAAUAACGAAAA
This is a messenger RNA of Calliphora vicina (urban bluebottle blowfly), 627 nucleotides long. RefSeq names its product mitochondrial ribosomal protein L14 (gene mRpL14). The coding region runs from base 84 to 575 and encodes 163 amino acids. Lineage: Eukaryota; Metazoa; Arthropoda; Insecta; Diptera; Calliphoridae. The transcript has a single exon. Gene Ontology annotation, molecular function: structural constituent of ribosome. Gene Ontology annotation, biological process: translation. Gene Ontology annotation, cellular component: ribosome; mitochondrion. The record is from RefSeq and is a predicted model, not a curated record.